AAUACAUGUAGACGCCCUCUUAAUUCGGUAAGUUUUCUUGGGCAAAUACCGUAUUUUUCGGUCGAGGAUUCUAUCAUUUGUCUGAGGUUUGACUCGUUUAUUACCACUAUGCAUCACUUACAGUAGCUAUUCAAGAGUCAGAACUGUUAUUAAAAGUCACUGACCACGAGCAAGGCCAUACAGCCGACUUGCCCACCCACCACAUCAACACCGUGAACUGCUCAGGCAGCUGAGAGUAGUGUAUCUUGAAUCAAAGCAGAGCGGAAGGAUGUCAUUUGGCCGUGGAGACUUUGGUGGGGGAGAGUACAGAGACGAGGGUUUCUCAACUUACACCUCAGGCUCUGCAGGGAGGAACAGCUCUGCAGCAGAUCAGACUAGACUGGUGCAGGGCAUUGGCUCUAACAUACAGAAGAUCUCCCAGAAUGUGAAAGAAAUUGAGCGGAUUAUUCCCAGACUUGGAACGCCAGAUGACAACAAGAGUGUCAGAGGGAAGCUUGAUGAGUUGCAGCAUUACACCAACCAAUUAGCCAAAGACACAAACCGUAUGCUGAAGGAGUUGAAUAAUGCACCGCCUCCCAUAUCCUCAUCAGACCAGAGGCAGCAGAAGUUGCAAAGGGAACGGUUCACCAACGACUUCACUGCAGCCCUCAACCAAUUUCAGAGAGUCCAACGAGAAGCAGCUCAGAAGGAACGUGAGGGGGUCAGGCGUGUCCGUGCCAACUCAGGACUCGGGGAGGACUAUGAUGAGGGACCAAAUGCACUCAUCAAUUGGGAAGGUGGUGGUUCCCAGCCCCCAGCGAUGCAGCAGAGUCAAAUGCAGCAGGAGGACUUUGAAGCUUUGAAGGAGAGAGAGGCUCAACUCCGUAAACUGGAGUCCGACAUCGUCGAUGUGAAUACCAUCUUCAAAGACUUGGCAACGAUGGUUCAUGAACAAGGGGACAUGAUCGACAGCAUAGAAGCAAACGUUGACUCGGCAGAAGUCCAUGUCGAGCAAGCCAACACACAGCUUAUGAAAGCCAAGGAUUAUCAGGGCAAAGCUCGGCGCAAGAAGAUCAUUAUCGUCAUUGUCUGUCUCAUUCUGUUGGCAAUCCUCGGCGUCAUAAUCUACUUUGCCAUUCCUAAGAACUAAUCUUGACUCAACUGGUGCCACACACAAUGUGUGUACAUUGGUAACAAUGGCGCACAAUAUUGGUAAUAAAUAAAACUAGCCUUUUCGUCGCUUUGUCUUUUUUGUACUUUUUGUUUUUGUUUUAAUUGAUACACCUACUUGAAAAUGUAAAAUAUUCCAGCGAAUUAGAUCGUAUAAUCUCAUUGGGAACUGUACCAUGGUGAGGCAAUACAUUUCUUUAAGAGUGAGAAACAAGAUUGUCAACUCUCGCAGCAGGUUGGCAAACCUAAAUAGCUGUAAUUUUUCAAAGAUGUUCCUGCUGUACAUAAUAAAAUUCACAUGUUUUUCCUUCUUGUAAUCCUGUCAGAAUGGGAACAGGAGUUGUAAAACUGUUGUAAAUAUUAAUUAAACUGUUGGGGUAUUAAAUUUCCUGUAGAGUGUUUGUAACACAGUGUAGCAGAAACGUAUUCUGAAUUCAUUAUGAUAGGACCAGUACAUGGUUCUCAGUAGAGUAGAAAGGUUCAGAAAGUCAAAAUAUGAAUACGUGUACCUGUCAUUUAUUAAUAGUAAACCCCUAAGUCAACAGCGCACCCGUACAGAGUCUUGUUUGUCUAACCUUCAGUACUCGUUGAACCCCCCCUCCCUUCAUUUUCGCUGGGAUAAUCGCUUACGCCACGCCUCUGAAGUGACACAAAUGCCUUCCAUGACGGUGCAUGUCGUGUGCAAUUUUGCGUACUCGCCUGCGACGCCACCUGACCCCACUUGGAAAGGCUAAGUGUCCUUGAAGACACAAGAAUCCAUAAGACAAAGUACAGUACCGCUACAUGUAUAUGUCGUACCGUAGUCAACCGAAUGAAGCGAAUGUACAUGUAAUGUUCUACAUGUAAAAUGCAUGCCACAUCUGUCCAUGUGUAUACUUGUGUUAAUUACGUGUAGAUGUACAUGUUUCUCUGUUCCAUUCCCCUUGCUUUUUUGUUGUAUGAAGUCAUCAUUCCCGUGAGCGAUAACCAAUAGGUUAUAUUUAUAUUCUCAGUUAAAAAUGUAGAUAGGCCUACUGUGAAAUUUCGUAUAUCAAGAGCGUUGUAGUGCAGCGUGGAAUAUAUAGUAACUUGAAACGUGUCCUGUAUUUCUCAAAAGAAGUAGCGCAGAUGAAAAAUGUAUAAAGAUCUGUAAAGUAUGUAAUUUUGUAAGGACAGGUGUAGUGGUUUCAUACAAAAUAUUCUUUUACUAGAAACAUUUCCGGUAUGCUUGGAAAGUCAUCUGAUUCUCGUCGUUUGGAAGGAAGCUUGUAUGAUUCGAUAUCCUGUUGAUAAAACAUGCCCCAUAAAGAUAUGUUUACAGUUUGAUAAGGUAGAAUAUACGUGCUCAUUUGCAUGUACAUGAAUGUAUUUAUUCACGUAUGUUUUUGCAAACUAGUUCAGGGUUUUUGGUAACCCUCGCUGUUGAACUUGCUUGUUUAGUACUCGGCUAGAAAAUAUCUGUGUUCGCGGAAAUGUGAAGUAAAUUAUUUUGGCGGGAAUUCUGCUUUCUCCCGACGCACUUACACAGAGGCAUUAUCCACAGUCUAUAAGAUCCAUGUUCACGAGGAAAGCUCUUGUAAUGGGAGACUUUGGGACGCUGGUGGCAGCAGACAUACUGGUCCUUUUUCACAGUUCAUGUAUUGCGCGUGCUCAGAAAUAUGGACGCAUGCUCAGAACAACGCGCUUAUACUCAAAACGGGUAAAAAGGACUGGUAUGUUUGCCGCCACCAAAUGUGUCAAAGUCUGCCAUCGGUUCGGUCAAAUUUUGAAAGGUAUAAAACAUUUUUUGCUUUGUAAAUCACCCAAUGAAGGGACAUGGUGAACUCGGCACAGCGCCCUCUAUGGCCAAUUAUUAAUCCCAGCGUCAGAGUGUAGAGUUGAUAACAAUAUCCAACAAAUUUUGCAACAAUCGAGGGAAAACUGAAACGAAUUAAUACACAAGGAUCGCUCUCGCCUCUAAUUACUCUAAUAGGAUCAAUGCACUCGCGUAAGCAAUGUAAUAUGAGUAAUAAAGAGACACAUGAGAUUAUU
Molecule: messenger RNA, 3159 nt
Organism: Acanthaster planci (crown-of-thorns starfish)
Lineage: Eukaryota; Metazoa; Echinodermata; Asteroidea; Valvatida; Acanthasteridae
Product: syntaxin-7-like
Biological process (GO): vesicle fusion; intracellular protein transport; vesicle-mediated transport
Cellular component (GO): SNARE complex; endomembrane system; synaptic vesicle
Molecular function (GO): SNARE binding; SNAP receptor activity
Source: RefSeq, a predicted model, not a curated record